AGAAAGAGCGACAACUAGGAAUACAUAAACAUCCGCUCUUCCGUGAUCUGUAGCUGAAGAAACAUAACGAGAAUUCAAGGGUCAAAUUGUUCAGGCUGAACUCUCUUCUGCCGAUGCAAAGAUGACUCGAGAAUCUCUUAAGAAUAAAACUGAGUCGCGCUCUUGAGACGUUAGCCAUGGAAAGCCAAUGCAUUUCCGCUCAGAUGAGAAUCGGAAACCGGAAAUCACGUAUGUGUUCGCAGGCCAUUGAAACUCAAGCGAGUGUGUCAAGCUGACACUCUUGAUCCAUUUUGAGAUCUUUUGUAAUCUAUUUCCAAAGAGACAUUUAUUGUGGGGAAAAUUUUUUAAUAGCUCCUGCUGAAGUUUUAUUUUGAGGCGUAAUGUGCUCGAUAAAAUAUGACUGAUAAAUAUGGUUAGAAUGAAACUGAGUAACUUUUGAGAAAUCAGUUUGCUGGCAAAGAGGAUUCUGGCUUGAAGAGAAACGGCAAACGGAAAUCACGUAGGUGUCGGCGGGCCAAUGAGAAUUGAGUGACUGUGUGUCUGAGUGAUGUUCUCAACUCAUUUUGACGUCUUUUGUGAUCAGCAGCUGAAGACAGAGCUGUUUGGAAUAAAAAAUCAAACUCUUCCCACGGAACAUACUUUUGGGUUACCUUACUCUUCUCAAAAGAAUCAGGCAAACAUCAUUUUUAAAACGGCACGCCAUGAACGGAUGUUGUUGAAAAGAGGAAGACGAUCAUUAAAUGACGCACGCCUUUUGUCUAUGCAGACGAUGAUCUUAAGAUUAGUCAGACGUCAAUAAUCAACUCACUGUUUAAAUGUAGCAUCUUAAAGGAUGUGAUCAGUUCGGUUGCAGCUCUGAGAACAGGCCAUGAACCAAAGAGGCUUUGUGAUUGAAGUUUGACUGACAGAAGAUUUUUUCAAAACUGUCGGAUUAGGUGUGUAUUCUAUACACGCAUUAGCACAAGACUUACCUUUAUUUCCGAAAGUUGCAUAGAGGAGCUCGUCCCAGGGCUACUCUAAAACGUUUGAUCAAAAUGGCGGCUGCGACUGGUGCAAUCCCGAUUGUUGACUUCAGUGCCAUGAGCCUUCAAAACGCAAAUCUUCCAGACAAUAACAGCCAAGCUAUUAAAACUCUUGCUGAUCAACUAUAUCGAGCUUUUAGUACGAUUGGAUUUGUGUAUCUUAAAAAUCAUGGAAUUCCACAAGAAGAGUUGGAUGCUGUGUUUGAAACAUAUGACAAGUUUUUUAAUCUAAGUCUUGAAGUGAAAGCUAAGUAUAGGAAGAAAAAAAUCACUUCCCAAAAUGUAUCAUCUCAAAAUGGUUGGGAUGCUGUAGAAGCUGAAAGAACAAACUUAGACAGACCUGGAGAUUUGAAGGAAUCUUUUGAUCUUGAGUCAUUUGAUGAUGGAACUUUUAACUGGCCCAGUGCAGAAGUACCACAAUUUAAGAGCACUUUGCACUCUUUUUACAAGUCUAUGAGUGAUCUUGCAUUAAGGAUUCUCACUGCAAUGGCCAUUGGUCUUCAACUGGAAUCCAAUACGUUUACCAAAUUCUUUAAUAAGAUGGGAACCACCGAGGGUGCAGUUCAAAUGAGGUAUAAUGCUUAUCCAAAGAUAUCAGAUCUAAGUAAAGUCAAACCUGGCCAGAUCAGAUGUGGAGAGCAUACAGACUAUGGUGCUAUUUCAGUACUGUUUCAAGAUGACAUAGGUGGCUUAGAGGUACAAAAUGUCGAUGGCCAGUUUAUACCAGCCACACCCAUGAAAGGCACAGUAGUGGUGAAUAUUGCAGACCUGAUGCAGAGAUGGACAGCUGAUAAACUUAAGUCCACGGUCCAUCGUGUGUUGAUUCCAGAAGCUGAACAAAAACACUCUGUUCCUCGCCGUUCAUUAGUAUUAUUUGUCGACCCAGACCAUGAUGCACUUAUUGAGUGCGUGGAUGGCUCAAAUAAAUAUCCACCAAUUACAUCAGGAGAAUGGAAGAAGCGAAGACUUCUGGAAACCUACACUGAUUUAAAAAAAUGAUCAACUCGACUGCAUCGGACUCAGGAUCUUUGCAUUGAUAUUUAAUAGAAUACAUGAAUUUUCUUCUCCAUUUUCCUCUCCCGUCAAUUUCGUCCCAUCGUCACGUCUUAAAGGUACUUAAGCUUCGGUUCAUCCUCUCUCCUCCACUUACACAUUUUAGUCAUAUCCCUGUUACUUACACUGUGUUCAUCCGGUGAAAAAUGGCGAGCGUGUCGGUUAAGCGAGCUGACGUUUCGAGAGGUAGUCCUUCGUCAUCGCUCUGACGAUGGGCUAAAGCUCGAAACGUCAGCUUUAAAAACUCGUUACGGUGACCAAUUUACAUUAUUAACUCAGUUGAUAAAACCAGAUUAUCUUGUUAUACCCCUCUACUGACGUUACACCACUGUUUCUUUAGAUAGUCACGCCCUUUAUUUGCUUGAGUAAUAGUUUUAGUCACUUAAAGUAAUUUAAGGUAACUUGCAGAUUGCUUCAGUUUCAAAAUGAGCUCUGAUGGAAAUAAUUCAAAUACUAUCGAUUGAAUUUUUAUAAGAUAAGUUUGUGCUUGAGAUCAUUUUCGUUUUUUCCCUGAGUUAGUCUAUUUCCUUGAAUGAAUGGAAAUCCUAGGCACUGCUUAAAAUAAUGAAUAAACCAGGGAUAGUGGUGAAGGGAGGGGCUUGUAAUCAUUCCGUUCGGCGAACUGUAACUCUCCUUGGGUUGAAUCUUGACGGUUUUCCUUGUCUCUUCGCCCUUGAAGAAACUUGGAGGGAGAGGAGCGGCGCUUAUUUGAGAGAGGAUAAUUUGGUACAGAUUAUUCCGUGGAGAACGCGCACGAACGGAUUGUUAUGCGCGAGUUGCGAUGCAUUGAAUAAAAAAGAACGAGUGAGUAUUUUGAUGCAUCGCGACGACUGUAAAAAAUCGUUCAAGCACUUUCACACUAUGAUGUUUUUAAUCUAUACAAACUGAGAUUUUUUCACAUUUCAAUUCAGGGAUUGGAAGGGAACGACUGUGAAAAUACAUCGUUCGUCCAAUCAGAGUCACGAACGACUAGUGUAAAUCCCAAUAUAUAUGAAAUAAAGAUUCUUUCGACACUUUUUACAGCACGCAUGCUUGUAAGAGGAAAUACUUUGUUUUCCAUUUGAAUUGAAUCUGCUUAGCACAUUUGAGUGUGUAUGUGGAUAUGGUUAAUAGUUAAGUAAUAGAACGUAAAAGACUGUUGUAAACAAUAAAGUGAAGUGGUGGCGUAAAGUACUAAAUAAGGCUGUUGAUAAAUAUUCCUUGCACUGUAAUUUGUUUAAUUAAAUGGUAUGGAGUACAUUAUAUGUAUCCUUAAAAAAGA
Messenger RNA from Pocillopora damicornis (cauliflower coral), 3336 nucleotides. RefSeq lists its product as uncharacterized. The record is from RefSeq and is a predicted model, not a curated record. Lineage: Eukaryota; Metazoa; Cnidaria; Anthozoa; Scleractinia; Pocilloporidae.